Molecule: messenger RNA, 7395 nt
Organism: Chilo suppressalis (striped riceborer)
Lineage: Eukaryota; Metazoa; Arthropoda; Insecta; Lepidoptera; Crambidae
Source: the annotation of a GenBank genome assembly
CUAGCCAUAGAUUAAAAUUAAAAAAAAUAUUUGUAGACGUAGGUACUUAUCCCUUCAAAAAGUGAUUCGCUGUGAAUCAAUUUUAACCAAUUUCUUGUUGUUUUGUUAGAUUAUUUUAGUUUGUUUUUCCAUUUAUUAUUUCUAAAGAAAAUCAAUCACAAAAUCCUACCGUAAGGGGGGCGUUUCCACCAAAUCGCAUCGGCCUCCGGCCUUGGCCUACGGGCUUCACAUUUUAAAAAAACAAGAACUUCAAGAUUUUUUAUAGGGGCCGUGUUUCACAACGAUAUCUUAAUAUGUCUCAAUGGAACAAUUCAUACGUAUACGACAACCAGUAUCAGGGUACUGAUGGGUGGAACGGAGACCUGAACAGUCAGUACGUAAACCAAGCCUAUUACCCCAACCAACAAUAUGAACCCACCAGUCAACAAUAUGUGAGCUUUAAUGAGUUCUUAAAUCAAAUGCAGGGUAAUGGAGCUCCAUCUACUAGCUCUAACAACUACAAUAGUGCACAAUACCAAAAUUACAGUCAAUAUGAUUACCAAAAUAUACCAACAAACUCACAGAAUGCACAAACAGAUGGCUAUUAUGGAACAAAUCCAUCCAAUUCAAGAAAUGGUGCCCAGUCAUUCUCUAAUAAUCAAUUUGAUAGUAAAAUGCAAGAUUCCCGUCAGUCAAAUCUAUAUACAAAUGACCUAAUUCUUAAAUCAAACUUAACCCCAACUGCCAGUGAAUUUGUGCCAAAAGGCUCUGGAAGCAAGCCAUCUACUAGCAGACAUAAUAUACCAGAAGCUUCCAAUUCUGAUAAUGCGGCAAGUAAUAGUGUAUCUGAACAGAGAACACAAAAGAACAGAGGCAAUGCAUCAGACAGUAAUUGGAGAGAAAGACCUCAAACCUCACAACAACAAAAUGGGGAGCCGAGUUAUAAAAAUGAAAAUAAUAGUCGCUCCCAUGAUAGUUAUAGGAAUAGCGAUAGUAACAAUAGAAAAAGAGACUCUAAAAUUCGCUAUCAAGAAUCUAGUAACUAUGAAAAUGGUAGUCGAAAUAAUAGGAAUCAAUCCAAAACUAAGUCGAAAAACAAAGAUGGAGAUGCUAGGACUUUUUAUAAUAGUACAGUAGACAAAAACAGCUAUGACUACAGGAAUGGCAGGGGAGAAAACUCCAAUAGGAACAGAAACUGGGCAGGAAGCCAGAGAGUAAGGGCUACUGAACGAGAUACUGUUGAGGAUGAGCAGUAUGCAAGUAGCUAUUUAGUUCAUAAAGAUGAUAAAAUAACCAAACAAGAUAAAAUGUCCAGUCCGAAACAAAGAGGAAAACACCCUGAAAAUGUGCACACAGAAAUGACACAACGAGAGAGACUAAGUGAACAGUUAGAUAAAGGGACCCUGGAAUGCUUGGUUUGCUGCGAGCGUGUUAAGCAGAUUGACCCUGUAUGGUCGUGUAGCAACUGUUAUCAUGUAUUGCACUUACGUUGCAUUAGAAAAUGGGCCAUGAGCAGUGUUGUUGAGGGCAAAUGGCGCUGCCCAGCCUGUCAAAACACUAGUGAAGAGAUCCCCAUGGAGUACCGCUGCAUGUGUGGCAAUGUUCGUUCGCCUGAGUAUCAGCGUGGGAAUGCUGGUGCUCACACUUGCGGCAAGUCGUGUCGGCGCUCGCGCACCUGUCCGCAUCCCUGUACGCUGUUGUGCCACCCGGGGCCUUGCCCGCCCUGCCAGGCUACCAUUACCAAGCAUUGUGGCUGUGGCGCCGAAGCCCGCUCAGUGAUGUGCAGCAGCAAGCUGUCGCAAGUGUGCGGUCGCGUAUGCAACCGAUUACUGGACUGCGGCGUACACACCUGCCAAAAGGAGUGCCACGAUGGAGCAUGCGACGAUUGUGGCGAAACUGUAACUCAAGUCUGCUACUGCCCAGCGGCACAGAGUCGCUCGGUACCCUGCACGCGCGAGACGGGCGGCGUUACGCAGUGGUCGUGCGGCGAGGCGUGCUCGCGCGUGUUAGCGUGCGGACAGCACGUGUGCCGUGCCGUCUGCCACGCGCCGCCCUGCCCGGCCUGCAGGCUGCUGCCCGCCCUGGUGGCCACCUGCCCCUGCGGCAGGACCCGGUUAGCGGAGGGGUCUCGCAAAGCUUGCACAGAUCCUAUUCCUCUAUGCGGUAACAUUUGCGCCAAGCCACUGCCGUGCGGGCCGGCUGGCGAUAAACACUUUUGCAAACAGGACUGCCAUGAUGGCGAAUGCCCGGUAUGCCCUGAUAAAACGCUUCUACAAUGUCGCUGCGGUCAUUCCAGCCGCGAAGUGCCCUGCUCUGAGCUGUCCCAGAGUUACAACAAUAUCUUCUGUCAAAAGAAGUGCAAUAAGAAACUGUCGUGCGGCCGCCACCGCUGCCGCACCGCGUGCUGCGCGGCCACGUCGCACCGGUGCGCGGUGGUCUGCGGGCGCACUCUCUCCUGCCAGACGCACCGCUGCGAGGAAUUCUGCCACACGGGACACUGCGCGCCUUGUCCGCGACUGGGAUUCGAAGAGCUCCGCUGCGCGUGCGGCGAGCAAGCCCUCCUGCCCCCUGUUGCAUGUGGGGCCCGCCCCCCGCCCUGCUCCGCGCCCUGCCGCGUGCCCCGCCCCUGUGGCCACCCUCCGCACCACUCGUGCCACCAGGCCGACUGCCCACCCUGCGUCGUGCUCACCACCAAGCGUUGCCACGGCGGACACGAGGAACGAAAAACAAUACCGUGCUCCCAAGAUGAGUUCUCCUGCGGCCUGCCGUGCGGCAAGCCUCUACCUUGCGGCAAGCACACCUGCAUCAAGACUUGUCACAAGGGACCUUGUGAUACUGGCAAGUGUACCCAGCCUUGCAACGAGAAGCGCCCCAGCUGCGGACACCCUUGCUCCGCCGCGUGCCACUCGAGUAGCGGCACCCCCUGCCCCUCCAGCGCGCCGUGCCGCCGCCCCGUGCGCGCCACCUGCCCCUGCGGCCGCCGCGCACAGGAGCGCGCCUGCGCCGACAACGCGCGCGACACCGCCAAAAUGAUGAGCGCACUAGCUGCAACUAAGAUACAAGAAAAUGGCUCCGUCGAUUUAUCCGAGGUCCAACGCCCGGCCAACAUGUUGAAAACAUUGGAAUGCGACGACGAGUGUCGCGUCGAACAGCGUACCCGACAGAUGGCAUUGGCACUACAGAUCCGUAACCCUGACGUAUCGUCGAAGCUGGCGCCGCGCUACAGCGACGGGCUGCGAGCCACCGCCGUCAAGGAACCGGCGUUCGCGCAGCAGAUACACGAUAAACUUACGGAGCUCGUGCACUUGGCCAAGAAGUCGAAACAGAAGACCCGUUCGCACUCGUUCCCGUCGAUGAACUGGCAGAAGCGACAGUUCAUACACGAGCUGUGCGAGCACUUCGGCUGCGAGAGUGUAGCCUACGACGCUGAGCCAAAUCGCAACGUUGUCGCCACCGCUGAUAAGGAGAAGUCUUGGCUGCCGGCGAUGAGCAUAUUAGAGGUGGUAGCCAGAGAAGCGGGCAAGAGACGCGUCCCGGGGCCGGUGCUGCGGCCACCCACUGCUUCUGCGGCCUCUGCUUCCAACAACGGGCCCGCUCAAACCAAGUCGGGAUGGGCAACGCUUACAUCAUCGAACGCGUGGGCGGCGCGACAAUCUGCAACCGCGUCUGCUUCCGCUUCCGCUAACGCUGUAACAUCAAGCCCCUCCCGUAACCCCGCGCCGCCCGUAGAAAAGAUCGACUACUUCGACAACCCGCCGGACAACUAGUCGGACGAUGCGUCGCAUCAGCAACACUUAUCGGUAUAACGCUUCAGUACGACUUUUUUAUUAUUAUUAUUAUGUAUACUCGUGAAAAGUGCCUAGGGUAAGCGUAAAUUUAAAAAAUGCUAAUCAUUAUUUACCAAAUCCAAUAUUUCAGUACCCUUAGUACGAGUUUGAGCUCACGAAAACUAUCAUAGUUUUCGUAAUUGUAAAUUUUGUUUCUACGCCCAUUUUGGUGAAAAGUAACCGAAUAUACUUAAAUUUUAAGAAGACGCAAAUGAUUUAAUGACAGAAUUUAAACACCUGUUUCUUUGUAUUGAAACUAAAACAAUAAAAUCAGUACCCUUAGUACGAUUGCGAGCUCACGAAAACUAUCAUAGUUUUCGUAAUUGUAAAACUCGUACUAAGGGUGCAGAUUGACUUUUGUGCUUUCUUAAAUAUAAACUCUCAACUUACCGCUAUCUAUUUUGUAAAAGUAAAGAAAGAGAUCGGAUUUAUCUAAUUUUGGGAAACUAACCUAAGUUAACAGCGACAUCAAUUGCGUAAAUACUUGAUCCUAGACACUUUUCAUGUAUUUUACAUUGCGAAACGAACACAAUCUUUAAAAGUUCACAACCGUUCCUUUUACCCUGUGUCCAGUAAGAGAUAUCCUUAUAAUACCUACUCUAUUUACGAAAAAGCGCUUUCUUGAUCGCUUUCAAAUGGCAAUAAUGAAAAUAACGUCACACGAGAAAGGGAGCUGCCAUUUGUCAGAGUAACGAUAACAAUACAAUUCGACCAAUGAGAGGAAAGUUGUGGCAUUUUAAUUCUAAUUAAAAAGUAUGAGGGUCACCCUGACUAAAUUACAUACUUCCAGUGUUAAUAUUACAUAAACUAAUUAGCUGAUAGCCUUAUUAGAAAUAAGUAAUACUAUUGAAUACCAUUUUGGCACAUUAUUUAAUGGUUCAAUUAUGAAAGAAUAGAUUUUACAAAUCAAAUAACAUGUUUUUUUCUGGUUCAUUCUUUUCAUUCAAAGUUACAUUAUAUCUACUUUCUGAGCUAAUAAAACUACGAGUAUCUUUUUACGACGAUAAGCUCUAGUUAAUAUAUAACUGCGCCCAUUCAGAUUAUAAGUGUGAACUUAGUCCAAACGCGAUUAGAGAUGGAGCACCAAUACUUAUGCAGUCAAUAUCUCUUACUGGUUGUAGGAUCUUGGGAGCUGUCUAUAUAUCUAUAAUGAGAUCAUUUUACGAAGCAUAACUAAAUUGUUUAUUAUCAUUAUCACGACCACUCAGUUCAACCGUUGUGUUUGGCAUCGCGUUGAUAAUUUCAUAUCACGGUGUUCAGUUGUAGAAAUAAUUGAAUCAUAAAAUAUCAGAAUUGGACAAAAUUAAAAGAGAAUAUUGAUAUAAUAAGAAUUCGCUUUUUCUUUUCGAUUACUCAAAUGAUAUGCAAAAUAACUGUUCACAAACGAUACAGCAAUAGUGUGAUUACUAAACGCAUUGGGUUUAUCGGUGAGUGUUAAUAAUAUAGGUAGUGUUCAUUUUUAUAAACACUCAAUCAUAAUAUUUUACACGAAAUAUAUUAAGAGUUACGUAUUCCUCUUUUCGAAACUUAUUUAUGAUUUGUAUGGAUUUAUUGUACAUACAUACUCAAGUAACAAAAAAAUAUUCUUAUUUAAUUGUAACUGAGAGGCCAUUAAUUAAUGAACUGCAUAUACUUAAUCUCUUAUUAUUAUUGAAGGUAUGUAGUUAUUAAAAUAAUAGUGGAUGCUGGUUCUCCCUGUUAUUAUAGUUUUAUUCGAAUGUGAGGGUCAUUGAUGUAUGUAUUUUGUUUAACCCAUUAUGUUAGCAGUAAUUUUCAUUAAUAUAGAUUUGGCAGUAGAUGGCGUUGGUUUUCUCUCUGAAACUCAUGUUGCUCGAGACUAUACCAAAGUCUCCUACAAUUUGUUGAGAUAUUAACUAAAUAAGAAUGUCAAGGGUAGGGAACGAAUUUAAACAUAAUAAAAUUUAUAUCAGAUUUUCCAAACACUUUGAUUCUUAGAUCGAUUUGCAGAUUAGCUCAAUCAAGCGCACGUCCAUUUAUAUACGCACAAUUAAUUUAUUCACACUGCUGUUGAAAUUCUAAAAAUAGCUACCUACGUAAACAGAUAUGAUUUAAUAACAAUAAACUCAAUCUAAUCGUCUCUGGAGUACAAAAUAAUCCCUUAUUCCCCGUUGUUGUUCGGGCAACAGCGACAUAUCGUCGUUGAUGACAGACUAACACACAUAAUUUACCAAUCUUAAUAUAUUUACUCGAAAUACCUGCAUAGAACAAUUUGGUUUCCCAUACAAACUUUUAAAAACGUACCAUAUUUCCUUCGUUAUGAUCUCCUUUAUCUCUGCGACACAAUUCAUGAAAAAAUAUUCGGCGCCAUAGACAUUAAUCGUACAGACAGACAGUUACGUUCGCAGUCUUCGCAGUUCGAGGCAUUAUGAUUCUCGUUGUUUUGUUUAAAUAAAGUGCAGAAAUAAAAUUAAUAGGAAUUAUCCUUUUUUUUGUUAUUAUAAUAUGACACAAAAUGAUAACAGCCUCCAAGAUACAAUAGGUAAAGAAUUAUUAUAUAUUUUAUGUAUUAUUGUGAUUAAUAUUUUUUUUAGUUUUAAAUUAUCGUACAGUGAAGGCUAAAGUAUGUCAUAAUAUUAAUAUCAUCAAAAAUAUAAAACAUUAUAAUAUAAUCUUCACAUGUGUAAGUAAUUAUUUCUAAAGAUCGCAUGAAAUAUCACUGGUAUUGACUGUUGCUUUAGAUAAUGUACCCAGCCAUUUUGAAUUCUUUGUUGUAAACUUGUCAAAUAUUUUUUGAACUGUGUUGAAUUAUUGAUAUUGUAAAGUCCUUUAAUUGGUGCUGAGCAUCCCCUUGUUUCAGCUUCGCAUUAGACGGAUAAAAAUCGUGACAUUCUUUUUGUAAUUAUUUUGUGUAAAGCGGCCUCAAUUUUUUGUAUACAUUUGAAUUUCUUUCACCAUUUUUAUUCCUGAUGUGAGGACUACUGAACGAAAAGAAACAAUUAUAUUGCUCAGUUUUAAACAUAACAAUCAGUAUAUAUAUGACCUAUCACAAAAAAAAUACAAAAAAAAUUAACUCAAGAAUAAGAAUUAUAAUUGGCCUUUAUUGAUGUGUUCAUUUUAAUCCGUUAUGAAUGUUAAGUUAACCAUAUUAAAUUAGCAAAACUGCUGCAAGUCUAGGUUUAUAUGUAAAGCAUGCAUGGACGCGCCUUAGGACUGAUUCACACUGGAAAGGCAGCGUCGCGGCGAAUACUUUCACACCAAAAGCAGUGAAUAUCUUUUUUCUUCACAAUUAAGUAUGUGGAUUUGUCAACAUACAAUCAGUAAGCAUCAUUUGAAAAUCUCGAAGAAGUCGAGCGGCCGCGUGCAAUGCCGCUCGCUCGCGACACCGCGGAACCAUUUCAAAGGAUUCUGGUCUCUUAAGUGUGUAGAUAAAGUUUAAAAUUAUUUCUCACUGCUUUCAGUGCGAAUGUAUCGCUGUCGACGACCGCCAUUCCGUUUGAUUAAGGCCUUAGUGCGUUUCUGUGUUUAGAAUAGAUGAUGCGCGCGACUCUCGCUGUGCGAAUCAUGUGAACCUAGACUAAACAUUCGCGACAGAAAGAAAAGUAAGUCACGGACACAUUAUCCCUUCUUC